Messenger RNA from Linum trigynum, 1671 nucleotides. The record is from the annotation of a GenBank genome assembly. NCBI's taxonomy places the organism in Eukaryota, Viridiplantae, Streptophyta, Magnoliopsida, Malpighiales, Linaceae.
GGGCCUGCGGCCCAUUAUUAUCCUUUCUGGACAAACGACAGGUCGUUCCUCUGAUAGCCGUUGCUUAACUUUCAUCAUCCCUUUUCUCGUUUCUUCUCUCUGCGAUACCGGAGACUGAGCUCAGCAGCAGGAGGAUGGUGUAAAGUCUCCUUUAGAGUUUAGACCUUGGGGUAAGAAGCUUCAGCUGCAGCCUGCAAGAAAAUCAGUCCGAAGAUGGCGGAUAGCAAAACAGUCCGAGUGGGAGGUAGAAUUCCCUGGCUUGAUUUGGCCGUACCGCGGAUGCUCCGCCCUUCUCAAUUCCCGUCCCGCGUCUCGUUUCCCGCCCCCGCCAAACCUCCUCUUCGCUUCCGAGUCUUGGCCAUGGCUGUCAAGAGGAGCCCCAAGCGUCUCAAAUACUCCGCUCCUCGCUUCACCAAGGAGGGCGGGUUGGUUUAUGUGGAAGCUGAUCCUAGUGGAGAGGAUAGCUGGAAGAUGGAUCCCAUCGUUGCCCUUCUGAAGCAGGGCGCUGUUGGGGUCAUUCCCACUGAUACUGUGUACGCCAUAGUUUGUGACCUAAAGAGCCCGUCAGCGAUAGAACGUCUUCGUAGGAUUAAACACAUUGAACCAUCCAAGCCUCUCAGCAUCUUGUGCCGCUCUUUGAGAGAUAUAGACACGUACACGACUGGUUUCCCUCGAGGUGAUGGCCAAGGACACGCGAGUAUCUUCCGAGCUGUUAAGCAUUGUUUACCCGGACCGUACACUUUCAUAUUGACUGCAAGCAAGGAGUUGCCUAAACGAUGUAUGAGAUAUGGAACUCCAUCUGCCAAAUAUGCUGCUCGGAAGGAUGUGGGUGUCAGGAUACCGGAUGAUUCCAUUUGCCGGGCAAUACUUGAAAAGCUUGACGCACCACUGAUUUCCACAAGCGUGAAGGGCCUUAAGGAAAAUGAAUGGUUGUUGGAUCCUGUUGCAAUAGCUGAUGCAUAUGGACCAGAGGGACUGGAUUUCAUUGUUGACGGUGGUGUGAGAGUGGCUGAUCCUUCCACUGUGGUCGACAUUACAAGAAUAACUCCAGUAGUCGUACGGCAAGGAAAGGGACCUAAACUGCCAUGGAUGGAGGCUGAAGAGGACAGUGAAUCAGCUUUAAAGCCUGAAGACCUUAUACCUUAUACUACUUGAGAUAUGUAAAUCCCACUGAAUCUUGCUUGAUCGGGACUUCUAAGACGACAUUGUACAGCUAAUUCAACAUCUUGUUGAUGAUCCAAGUAAAAUGAAAUCUUGCUGGAGGGAGUAAGACCUGUCAUGAGCAACUCCAUUGUCUGUUCCUGCUAACUUGCUCAAUUGGGUAUGAAUUAAAUUUAACAUAAGAUUUGUGGCCUUCAAUUUUAGUCUUGAAGCUGACCAUUGUGAUUAUCAUGAUCUCUUUGUUAUAAAAGCACAGAAGAGGAAGUAUGUUGCUAUAGUUCAUUACUACUCGGAGAGUCGGAGUACACAGUUUAUAUAUGGCGAAUGACUAACAUUUAAUGGAGUUUGGUCUUUUUGGAAGGUGAAAAUAAUAAAUGUGGACUUGCUUCACCCCUCAUCAAUCCCACAGCCUCAGAGUGAAGCUGCAAUGUGUGGUUUCCUUAUCAUCUUCUGGAACCAUUGGUCCAUUAGGCCAAUCUUACUGUGCUGUAAUGAAAGCUCCUUCUCCUG